Messenger RNA from Uranotaenia lowii, 737 nucleotides. RefSeq names its product 40S ribosomal protein S15Aa. Gene Ontology annotation, biological process: translation. Gene Ontology annotation, cellular component: ribosome; cytosolic small ribosomal subunit. The coding region runs from base 110 to 502 and encodes 130 amino acids. Gene Ontology annotation, molecular function: structural constituent of ribosome. NCBI's taxonomy places the organism in Eukaryota, Metazoa, Arthropoda, Insecta, Diptera, Culicidae. The record is from RefSeq and is a predicted model, not a curated record. The transcript has 3 exons.
CGUCAAAAUCGCAUGGCUACCAACCUCGGCGCUGUCACCGCUGGUUCCGGUUCUUUUCAAACCAAGUCCUCUCCGACGUAUGUUGUGUCGAUUAUUUUAACUUGAGAACAUGGUUCGCAUCAGUGUACUAGCCGAUGCCCUGAAGUGCAUCAACAAUGCCGAGAAGCGCGGCAAGCGCCAGGUCCUGAUCCGGCCGAACUCGAAGGUCGUCAUCAAGUUCCUGACGGUGAUGAUGAAGCAUGGCUACAUCGGAGAGUUCGAAAUCGUCGACGAUCACCGGUCCGGCAAGGUGGUGGUCAAUCUGACCGGGCGCCUCAACAAGGCCGGUAUCAUCUCGCCCCGCUUCGACGUCAAGAUGAACGACAUCGAACGGUGGACCAACACCCUGUUGCCGUCGCGUCAGUUCGGAUACGUGGUGCUGACCACCAGUGGAGGAAUCAUGGACCACGAGGAAGCUAGGAGGAAACAUUUGGGAGGCAAAAUUCUGGGAUAUUUCUUCUAAGGAAUGUUGCUGCGUUAGGUGUUUACAGGUGCAUCUCUGUAAAAGUUAAAUUCCAAUAACAAACAACCGAGCGAGAUCCAAACAGCAACGCACUCUGGUUGAGAUUUUUCUUUUGUUUUUUUCCUUACACACGUUCGGUGCCCAACCGGUUAAUUUAGGCUAGCUCGUUUUAUGAGAGCUUGAUAAAUGCUUUACAUUUGAAGCAGUGAAAAAAAUAAAAGGAAAAUCAAACUUA